AUGGAAAUAAUUGAGGAGGAAAGUAGUAUGAGCUACAUAGAAACAGUGUUUAAAAAUGGAAUAAAUAUAAAUCGGGAAAGCAUACAGUCACAAAUUAACCCGCGUUCCUUUGUCCCGUAUAUAUAUGUCAUCGUAUUGACCCUGGGGGCUGUUCUUCUCCUCGUAAAGCGUCUCCCACAGAAAAAUAAUGAUGAGAUAGAACAUUCCGCGCGAAAUAAAAAAUUAGACAGAGAAAUCGCCCUUGAACAAGGACUAAUUGAAAAGUCAGAAGAAUUGAAAAAAUACGCAUGGAAUAACUGGUUCAUCAAACUAGAAACAGACUGGAACUAUUUCAAUGCGACUCUCGAGAAUGAAAAACAGACAUGGUUUGAUGAAAAAGAAAAGGAAUGGCAAGAAUGGUUAAAGUCUAUGGAAGACAGAUGGACACAUUAUAACGAAGAUAUGGAGACAGAACUUAAAUUGUAUAUUUUAAAGAAUUCACAAGGUUGGGAUGAAAAUCAAUGGGAAACCUGGAUUAAAAAUGAUGGAAAAAAAUUUAUGGAAAUCAAUUUCAAUAAAUGGAUUGGUGAAAAUUAUUCUGAUUAUAAUGCUUGGGUUGUGAAACAAUGGGAAGAAUGGAAGGACGGAAAAAUUCUCACCUGGUUAUUAAAAGAUUGGAGACGUAACGAAUGCGAAUAUUGGGAAAGAUUCGAAGAUUUGACCUUACCAGAACCAUUAUUUGAAAGGGUAUAUAGUAACUGGGAUAAAUGGAAUAAAAGGUUAACGAAAGAAACACAACAGUGGGAAAAAUGGGUUUCCGCGAAAUGUGAGUUAUAUAAAAGCAGUGAGUGCAAACAAUGGAAGAAAUGGAAGGAUGAUAGAGAAGUCUUGUUUAACAAUUGGAUGGAGUCAUUUAUCAGCACGUGGAUAGCAGAAAAAAAGUGGAACGUCUGUAUUGAAGAGAAAAAAAAUGAAACCGCUUCCUGA
Molecule: messenger RNA, 966 nt
Organism: Plasmodium inui San Antonio 1
Lineage: Eukaryota; Apicomplexa; Aconoidasida; Haemosporida; Plasmodiidae
Exons: 2
Coding region: 1-966 (321 amino acids)
Source: RefSeq, a predicted model, not a curated record